AUGAAUGCUCAUGUUUUUGGCACCAGUGAACCGAUGUCGUUUCAGGAUGUUCCGGCACCGACACCCGCGGUGGAGUUCUGCCGCAGUUCCAGCUACCGCAACAUUUUCUUGGCGGAGAAUUGGGCCGAGCUGCCGUUGAAGGAGGACGACGCUGAUGAUAUGGUAAUCUACGGCGUUUUGCGCGAAGCCGCCACCAAGGGAUGGUUCCCCGCCAGUGACAGUGGGGUGAAAGUGGAAAAUGAGAGUGAAAAUAGUGUUACUGUGGCGGAGCGUGAGACUCACGUGCAGCCAAGGAAAGGGGUGAGUUACCGGGGCGUGCGGAGGAGGCCGUGGGGUAAGUACGCGGCUGAGAUAAGGGAUCCUAAGAGGAACGGCGUGAGAGUGUGGCUUGGAACUUAUGAAACGGCUGAAGAUGCAGCAUUGGCUUAUGAUAGAGCCGCGUUUAAAAUGCGCGGCUCGAAAGCCAAGCUGAAUUUUCCUCAUUUGGUUGGGUCCGAUCAAGCCGAGCCAGUUAGGAUUACACUGAAGAGGCGUUCACCAGAUGUUGGUUUGUCUCGCCCUUCGCCGUCUGUAGUGGCUGCUAAGCGGAGUAAAGAUGGCUCUUUAGCGGCUUUGGAGCUGGAUGGCUCAAAUGUGUGGCAGUUUUCUAUUGACAUGAAUAGGUGGCAAUAA
Abrus precatorius (Indian licorice) is the source of this 672-nucleotide messenger RNA. RefSeq names its product ethylene-responsive transcription factor 13-like. NCBI's taxonomy places the organism in Eukaryota, Viridiplantae, Streptophyta, Magnoliopsida, Fabales, Fabaceae. Gene Ontology annotation, biological process: ethylene-activated signaling pathway; regulation of DNA-templated transcription. The coding region runs from base 1 to 672 and encodes 223 amino acids. The record is from RefSeq and is a predicted model, not a curated record. The transcript has a single exon. Gene Ontology annotation, molecular function: DNA-binding transcription factor activity; DNA binding.